ACUUUUCAAGGAAGAGCUGUCAGCCCAAAUCCUUUUAGGCUUUUUGCUAUCUCGAUACCCUCUAUCAAACGACGUACGAAUGAAGAGAAUCGGCGUUGGACACCUCGGGAGGUUCCCUCGUAAGAACAUAAUUAUUUCAAAGUAAACAAAGUUGGGAAAGUUGUUGAUGACUUUUCAUUUAUGUCUUACCCAAUUAUUGUCACACACUUUGUUCUCAGCUAUGUGAUCCUUAAUAAAAGUAUAGGGAAAAUUUUCAGAGAAUAUUUUGGUGCAAAAAUAAACAAAAUACAAGUGUUGUUUGGAAAAUCAUCGCAUAUUUUCAAUUACUUUCAAUUUUUGCCACAGAGAAGUUAUAUUUUCAGAGAUAUUUUCCAUGUCUCAAAACGAAAAUAAGGUUUUAUUUAUUGAAAACAUACUUAUCCUUAAUAGAAACAUCCGUAUACUGAAUUCAGAUAUAUUUUCAUUGAAUUCUAACUUUUGUCGAUAUAAAUCGAUUCAUUUCAAAAGACUUUUUUCCUUCUCAAAAUGAAUUUAUCAGAUGUUCAAGUUUCUCAAAUUUGAUCGAGAUUUGUAUAAUAAUUAAAUCAUUAGUAUAUUAACCAAUUGAAAGCCGAUAUAAUCUUGUUUCUAAGUUUCUAUUACACACAGAUUGAAUCAUAUUUGAAACAAUUUAACGAAAUUUCAUUUGAAUCAUAAACGAAGAAUAUUCAGGAAAUUACUUAACAUUAUUUCUUCAUAAAUAUUCUUAUCAAAUUAAUUUUAGAUCGAAAUUAUUCAAGAUAUUCUCAUCAUUAGGUUACAUAAUCAAUCCAACUAGUCUUCUUUUAAGACAAAUGGCGACAGGAAAUGAAUCAAAUUUAUGUUCAAUUUGCAACAAACCUUCAGUUAAAUACUUUUGCAUUGGAUGUAAAAAAUAUUUUUGUCCGAAGGAUUUCAAAGAACAUGAACAACAACUAUCAGUGAAAUUUGAUAAUGAAAUAGUUAGAUCACACGAUGAACUUCUUGAUCAAAUACAAAAAUUAGAAAAAUCAAAUUAUUUAUCAUUGGAUCUUUUUGCUCAAAUUGAAGAAUGGAAAAAAAUAACAAUUAACAAAAUAGAAAAAGCAGCAGAAAGAGCUCAUCAUGAACUUGUCGAACUAAUUGAUAAACAAAGAAUAAAAAUAACAAAACAACUUGAACCAAUCGCAAAAGAAAUUCGCUCUCGCCAAGAAGAAGAAAUUUUUGUUGAAAAUGAUAUUGAUCGACUUAAAGAAAAACUCAAUGAAAUCAAAAAAACACUUAAACGUUUCAUUCGAAAAGAUAUAAAUAAAACCAUUAUUGUUGAUAAUAAUCAAAUUGAUUGGAAUCGACUAAUCUAUAUUCGAGGAGAACAACAAAACUCAUCAUUUCGAUACAAUGCAAAUGUGAAUGCAAAUGUAAAAUGGAUACAGGAUGGUAUUACUGUCGCUGGAGGAAAUGGACGAGGUAGUGAAACGAAUCAAUUCAACGAUCCAUGUGGCUUGUGUAUUGAUGACGAUCAAACUGUCUACGUUGCAGACUACUCUAAUCAUCGUAUUGUGGAAUGGAAAUGUGAUGCAAUGACUGCUCGAGUUGUAGCCGGUGGAAACGGAAAAGAAAAUGAUUCUGAUCAAUUGACUGGCCCGACCGAUGUGAUUAUUGAUAAAGGAAGAGAUAGUUUCAUCAUUUGUGAUUAUGGCAAUAAAGGAAUUGUUCGAUGGCCUCGCCAAAAUGGUAGCAAUGGAGAGACGAUCAUCUCAAAUGUUGGAUGUCAUGGUUUGACAAUGGACGAUGAUGGAUCUCUCUAUGUUGUUGAUUUUGAUAAGCAUGAAGUCAGACGAUAUCGAAUGGGAGAAAAUCAGGGAACAGUGGUUGCAGGUGGAAAUGGAUCAGGAAAUCGUCUCGAUCAAUUGACGUAUCCGAGAUACGUCUUCGUCGAUCGAGAAUAUUCAGUUUACGUAUCGGAUACAAGUAAUCACCGUGUGAUGAAGUGGAUGAAAGGUGCGAAACAAGGCAUUGUUGUGGCUGGUGGUCAAGGUGAAGGAAAUUGCCUUACAGAAUUAUCAAAGCCUUAUGGAGUUGUUGUGGAUCAGUCAGGUGCUGUUUAUGUGGCUGAUUAUUCGAAUAAUCGAAUAGUACGUUGGAUUCAAGAAGCCUCACAGGGAAAUAUCAUUGUUGGAGGAAAUGGUCAAGGAAAUCAAUCAAAUCAACUCUAUGGUCCCACGGAUUUGUCAUUUGAUCGAGAAGGCAAUCUCUUCGUGGUUGAUAACGGAAAUAAACGAUUACAAAAGUUCAACAUUGAUUGGAGUUGA
Rotaria sp. Silwood2 is the source of this 2309-nucleotide messenger RNA. Lineage: Eukaryota; Metazoa; Rotifera; Eurotatoria; Philodinida; Philodinidae. The record is from the annotation of a GenBank genome assembly.